Messenger RNA from Stylonychia lemnae, 1959 nucleotides. NCBI's taxonomy places the organism in Eukaryota, Ciliophora, Spirotrichea, Sporadotrichida, Oxytrichidae. The record is from the annotation of a GenBank genome assembly.
AUGCAUAAAACAUUAAAAGUGGACACAUCCAAGCAAGAAGAGCAGAGUAAUGAAAAUUAAGAGUUAUUUCUUGGUUUCAAUCUAGGCAAGGGAAAUAACGGGCUAAUUAGAAUGUGCUUAUCGCCCUCAUUAACUGUCUCGCAGAUGAGCUCUGAUUUGGUGCCUAAGAAAUCUCCUCUAGACAAGAAUAAAUUGAUAAAAAUGAGUACAGUCAAUGUAAUUUCUGAAUAAGGAACAGAUCCAUUGACAGCUAAAGCUAACCACAACAUUCAAAAAGCAAACACAUUUUUGGAUGCUUAUUCAUAUACUAGACAUCACAAGGCAAUGAGCACUAAAAAAUCUAACAAUCAUCUUUCCCAGAAUGAUUCGGACAAUAGCCAUAAAAAGCAGACACAGCUAAGUUAAUGCUCAAAAGUUUCGUCUGUGGCUUCAUCUGGAAGUAAAAGAGACUCGUUUAGGAAUAAACUUAAAGGUAAUUUAGAUUAGAUCUUGCUAAAACAAUAUUAGGCUAAGUUCUUGUUGUUCAAAAGAGCUUUAGAGAGUUAAUUGGCUAGGAAUAGCAGGAGUCCUUUUCACUAAGCUUAUGAUGAAGGUGAAUUUAUUGGAGAGGUAAUUUAUAUCCUUAACAUCGUUAUUUAGGGAUUGUCUGCUACUGUUUCAAAGUGCACUGAGAAGAAAUCUGGUGAAUUAAUGGCUGUAAAGGUAAUGAGAACGGAUGAUGAAGAGAAGUUAAUGGCUGCUUAAAAUGAAUAUACUAUUCAAAAGUAACUUAAGCACCCUACCCUCAUUAUCGUUAAGGAGCUUUUCUUUGAAAACCUUAGAAACACUAUUUAUACUGUAAUGGAAUAUGUAGACGGAAAAGAUCUGUAAAAUUACAUUACUCAGCACGGUCCAUUUAAAGAGAAGUAAGCAAAGUUUAUAGCUAAAUAACUUUUGAAAUGUGCGAAAUAUCUUCAUAAUGAGGCAGCAGUUUGCCAUAGAGAUAUCAAACCAGACAAUAUAAUUCUGAUAAAUAACAAUGAUAAAUCACUCUAGGAUUAUUUUCAGAUCAAAUUAUGUGAUUUUAAUGUCGCCAAAAAGAUAAACAAAGAUAAAAUUAUGAUGACUAAAACAGGUCUUGAAGAGUGGAGUGCUCCUGAAAUGAGAGGUGGUUCUAAAUAUGAUGAAAAAGUUGAUAUGUGGAGUAUUGGGUGUGUCAUAUUUUACAUGUUCACUGGUUAUCCUCCUUUUAACCCCAAAAGGAUAGCGAGUUUUCAUCAAAGCAUUUAGACUGGCAAAAUUCAGUAUAUCAACCAAGAAGUUGAACAAAUUAAAACAUUUAAUUCAAUACCGUUCGACCUCAUAUCUAAAUUAAUCUAGCCAGAUCCAACUUAGAGGUUAAAUGCAUCCUAGGCAUUAAAUCAUGUCUGGUUUAAGAAGCCUAAGCCAAAGAGUAAAGGUAGGAAAAAUGAUAGUCUCUCCAAGUACUCUGCUUCUAAUAUGAAAUCAGAUUUAAAGCCAAGCAUGCAGAGGUUAGAGGUUGAAUAAUUUUAUAUAGGCAACCAUGAGUCACCUCAGCCAUCAAUUAAGGGCUUAAUGCAUUAGCGAGGAAAGCCCAAGUAAAGAUAUGAGGAGGGAGAGAAGUUCUCAAUUUCCCUUAUACCUAAUAACAAUAAUUUGCAUAAUCUUACUAUCUAAAAGCUUCACAGUCAGAUGUCCAAUAAUACCAGUAACUUACUUAAUAGAAUAGAUCCAUAACAUUACAAUCCACAUGAUAUAUCUCCUAACAUCAAAGAGAGGCUAAAGCAGUUUAAAAGUUUCUAGAUUAAUAAAGAACAAGCUCAAGCAUUGAUUUCUUAAUAAGAUAAUACUGAGGCUAAUAAAAGCGAAGGUCAAAAGAUGACUAAAAUGCAAAAAACCGAGAAAGAGAGCUAAGAUUUUGAAAGCGAAGCUACUCUGAACGGAAUGCUUUUCUGUUGA